Molecule: messenger RNA, 1116 nt
Organism: Klebsormidium nitens
Lineage: Eukaryota; Viridiplantae; Streptophyta; Klebsormidiophyceae; Klebsormidiales; Klebsormidiaceae
Source: the annotation of a GenBank genome assembly
AUGGCCGAUUGUCGCCCACAUAAGCAGUCGUUUCGGGCUGGCAGUCACACAUCAACUUGCUUCGGCCAAUUGGAUUCAAAAACGGAGAUGCCGCAUGCGGCCGCCCUCCGGACAAUGCUGCGGGAGUGGCGGCACGCCCCGUGCUUCACGAAUGCCAACACCCGUGAUGCUGACGGACAAAAGUUUGAUGUUGACAGUCGUCUAAACGGGGGGGCAGAAGAACAGGAGGCAAUCGCUGAUUGGUCGGCAGAAACAGGGAACCAAAAAUGGGCUGCGCUGGUUUUGACUUUGCAUAGAGACGGCCGAUACGACCUGAAACGGGUCCAGUCUCAGAAGAGGGCAGCAAGGAAGCCGCACUGGGAUUCGAGCACGGCACGAAAGGCUACAACUACUGUGCAGAAUAGGCCGGAGUUGAAUACACUGGCCAGGGCUUACGGCCAAACGCUGUUGGGUCGGAGUCAGCUUGGCACUGCCGCCAAUUACCAUGGGAGACAGCUCUUGAAAAGCAGAGGAGCAGAAUGGAGCACCCAAACGGCGAGGAGUCGGGGUUUGGCUGAAAACGGCUUCGAUUUAGGAGGAGUAAACAAAGGCACGUGUUGGAGCAUGGCGUCAGCAGCAACCUCUUCACGACCCUCGGCGCCUGGCUUUGGUUCCGUAGUUUCCAGCGGCAGUGAAAGUAGAGAGGGAAGGAAAGGCCGGCAGAGGUGGCAGACUCCAUUGAAAACCGGGUUUUUUCAAAAAACUUCUGCAUACUGCUCUUGUGAGGAGGAGGAUACGAGGUUACAAACCGUAGGGAGCUCUGACCAGUCCGGGAGAUCGUCAGUCGAAAUCGAACCCUGUGCUGACGUCAGCACAGGCCAGGUCCGCAUAGAAGAACUAGAGGCGUCCACUAGCAAAAUGCAAGAAGUCGACGGACUUGGGUUUGAGUCUGAUGAGGCGCGAGUUGCGGCAGGCAGUGGGCAGCUCCUUGGGCUUGUCUAUCUGAAACGGAGCUUUCUUGACGGGAUGGCAGCAACAGAAGCGGAGUACGACGUCUGGAUCUCGAACUUUCGAGCGCAGCUGCGGGGCAUGCAGAGCCGACUGCAGAAGCACUGGGCCGUACAUGACCCGAAAUAA